GCCCCGCCGUGAGGGGCGGGCGGUCCCGCUGCCUCCUUUGAAGGGACCCAGGGGCGAAACCUUCCUCUGUUCCUAUUCCUUCCUUCCUUCCUUCCUUCCUUCCUUCCAUCCAUCCAUCCUCCGACCACGCCGGGGGAAAGCCCAGACAGGGGUUAAAAUGAAUGAAGAUCUGAAGGUUAAUUUGAGCUGGCUGCCUCAGGAUCAUGUAGAAGCCAGCUCUACCGAGAAUGCCUCAGCCGCAGGCUCCUCCCUGGUUCCUGUCGUAGACCCAGAGCCAGAGCUUUUGGUAAACCCCUGGGACAUUGUCUUGUGUACUUCAGGGACCCUUAUCUCCUGCGAAAAUGCCAUUGUGGUUCUUAUAAUUUUCCAUAAUCCCAGUCUUCGUGCCCCCAUGUUCCUCCUGAUAGGCAGCCUGGCGCUGGCAGAUCUCUUAGCGGGCAUUGGAUUGAUCAUCAAUUUUGUUUUUGCAUACCUUCUGCAAUCAGAAGCUACGAAACUGGUUACGAUUGGACUGAUUGUUGCCUCUUUCUCAGCAUCUGUUGGCAGCUUGCUGGCUAUUACUGUUGAUCGUUACCUCUCCCUGUAUUACGCUUUGACUUACAAUUCAGAGAGGACUGUCACUUUUACCUAUGUCAUGCUUAUAUUGCUCUGGGGAGCAUCUAUCUGUGUUGGACUGCUGCCUGUAAUGGGCUGGAACUGCCUCAGAGAUGAAUCCACCUGCAGUGUUAUCAGACCACUCACUAAAAAUAAUGCAGCAGUCCUUUCGGUCUCUUUCUUGCUUAUGUUUGCCCUCAUGCUGCAGCUCUACAUUCAAAUCUGUAAAAUUGUGAUGCGCCAUGCCCAUCAGAUUGCCUUGCAACACCAUUUCCUGGCCACUUCCCACUAUGUGACCACCCGAAAAGGAGUGUCUACUUUGGCCAUUAUUUUGGGGACUUUUGCUGCUUGCUGGAUGCCUUUUACACUCUAUUCUUUAAUAGCAGAUUACACCUAUCCUUCUAUAUACACCUAUGCCACCCUCCUGCCAGCUACCUACAAUUCCAUCAUCAAUCCUGUAAUAUAUGCUUUUAGAAACCAGGAGAUACAGAAAGCACUUUGGCUCAUCUGUUGUGGCUGUAUUCCUUCUAACCUGUCUCAGAGAGCAAGAUCACCCAGUGAUGUCUGAUUGGCAGCUAGGAGGACGCUCCUUAACAUGUUACUUUCCAGACAUUCUUGCGACACUGUCUUUGGUUUAGAUGCAUUCAUUAAAUGAUGUGUAAUGGGUUCAUAUAAAAACCACAGGAUGCACUGACCUUCUUGUAAACAGAAAACCCCAGUGACCAAAAUGAAUCAAGUGGUUUAAGGGAGAUUUCCAAAAUCAAAAUAAUCAGUGUUACAGAUUUAUAAUGUUACUCAGGGUCUUUUUGUUAUACUACCCAGACUUUGCCAUGAUUUCACAUUGUUUGCUAAUUAAAAUUAGGUUGAAACAGCAUACCUUCUUUGAAAUUGGUUGUGAUUGAGUUCAGUCAUGCUGCAUGUUACAGCCUGUUGUCAGGAUAUUUUUUCCCCCUAAUUAAUUUUAGAACAGGAAAAAAAACCAACAACAGACAAUGUUCUGUUACCCUGUUUGUAUAUCAUCAUAAUACUCUUCAAAAUAAUGGCCAAUUGUACUGAUUUAUGUGGUAUUUGUUGUAAUAAUCUCAGUGCAACAAAUUUACUCUAGGAGAGUAAGUACUUGUAUAGCUUUUUAUUUUAUGUCUCGGCACGAAUUAGUUUGAUAAUUGUUUUAAAGUGUUACCUGUUCUCUCCUGAGUUCUGGCAGGAUGUUAAAACAGAAGAUACACUUUGCCUUCCUUUUGAAAAGUCAGCCAUAUGUUUUCACUUAGCUAUGGGACAUCGGAGGUCGUUAUUAAUUUUAAAAAUAAUUCAGUGGGACGUUUUGAAAUUGAUGAAACAAUAUGGCCUCUUCUGGCUAUGCAUUUGUAAUAGAUGCAACACUAAGUUUCUCAGACAAGUUUAUCUUUUCAGAAGUGUAUAAGGAAAUAACUUACACGUUACUUGCAACACGUAUUUAGCAUGUACAUGAAAUGGUUCCCCUUAAGUUUGUUAUCAAGUCAAAGCUAUCACCGCUUUUUUUUGUUGUUCUGCUAUAUAACUUAAAAUACUGAGGUUUAUAAAUUCUCAAAGCAUAUCUGGUUCAUAAUUGUAUGCAACCAGAACUGCAACAUGAAACAAUAUUUUCUCCUUUUCUGGCAGUUUCAUCCAUUACAGAUUGUGAUUCUUCACACUGUACAUGUGUCAGUUCAGUUCAUUGUAGGAUGAUAGUUCCGGUCAAAAAAGCAGAGCUUUUCAAACCGCUUCUGACCUUUUACUGAAGCCACAUUAGAAUGCACUGGAAAUAAAACAUUGUUUUCUAAUUUGAAGAUUUGAUUGUCAGAGAAAAUCUUCCUGGCAGAUGCCUUCGUGAAACUUAAGGUCUGCCCUAAUGUCAGCACAUGGGAGUUUAUAGAACCGCUUCCAUUAGUGUUGAUGGGAGCUCAGUGUGUUAAUGCCCUGGCAUCAGUAGGAGGUUAUCACAGAAUUGCAUGUUUGUUAUAUUCCCUUGAAGGUCAAAGUCAGCAUACUGUAUUGUUGCUUCAAUAUAUUCCGUUACAGUUUUAAAAAACCCAACAAACUCAAGUGUAAAAAUAGCAAUAUUUACAAUUCAAUGAAAAAAAUAUACCUGUAUAGUAUAGAUAGUAGAGACAACCAUGUUGCUGGUCUGGAUUUUUCCAAAUGGAA
Molecule: messenger RNA, 2757 nt
Organism: Chroicocephalus ridibundus (black-headed gull)
Lineage: Eukaryota; Metazoa; Chordata; Aves; Charadriiformes; Laridae
Gene: GPR12
Product: G protein-coupled receptor 12
Exons: 2
Coding region: 158-1162 (334 amino acids)
Biological process (GO): adenylate cyclase-activating G protein-coupled receptor signaling pathway; regulation of metabolic process
Cellular component (GO): plasma membrane; cytoplasm
Molecular function (GO): G protein-coupled receptor activity
Source: RefSeq, a predicted model, not a curated record